This is a messenger RNA of Alligator sinensis (Chinese alligator), 4337 nucleotides long. RefSeq lists its product as uncharacterized. Bases 138 to 4337 code for a protein of 1399 amino acids. The record is from RefSeq and is a predicted model, not a curated record. The transcript has 25 exons. Lineage: Eukaryota; Metazoa; Chordata; Crocodylia; Alligatoridae.
CAGCCGUGUCUCUGCUCUCCGUAUCUCGGGCCCCGGCCCGUGUCUCGUCUCCGCGGCGCGGAGCGACCUCCGCCUGCGCCUCCUCGCGCCUGGGCGCCCAGCGACAGGUGACGACAAGUCUCCGCUGGCCAGGCACAAUGACUGAUACAGAGCUGGACAAUGGCAGUGCUGCCCUUGAAGACCAGAGGGAGGAAAAUGCUGAAUUCAACACAGAGGAGACAAAGCAGCAGCCAUCCCAUUCUGCGACUGCAAGAGCUUGGGAAAAGGACUACUGCGAUUACCUCUUGGACUCUAUUGAUGCUCAGCUCAGCCAGCUGGAGUGGCAGGGCUCUGGAGCAAGAGUUACAUGCACCAGCCCAGAAGUGGAGCAUACCUCCCUGGAGUGUUCACCUGAUGCCCCACCUGUGGCAGGGGAGGAAAUGAAAGGAUGCUAUGGAGCUAAGGAUAUCAUCUCCUUGGGUGAAGUUGGUUCCUCUCAGAAAGAUGAAUACAGCUGGAGGAUGAGGAACCUCCUUGGCUCUGAGCAGACCCCAGAAAAUCUGAACUACCAGAGUGACUCUAAUUCCAUUUGUACAGAGGACUUUGCCACCAGGUUUGAGGAAGGCAUGGUCGACCCUCUAGUGAAUUUUGAUGAGGAAGGUGAUGUGCUUGCUUUUGACUUCUCAACUGAGGACUCCACUGGGGAGGGAACUGCUGUAGGAAUGACAGCAGGAAGCACUGGUCCUUCUUUCUGUGCGAAGGAAUGUGAAGGCACAUUGGAGGUUCUCACAAGCCAUAGGCAAAGAAAGCAGGAGUACCUGCAGCAACCUAAGGAGGAGUUGGAAGAUGACUUAUUGGUGGCUUCAACUAGUGGUGUGGAAAGGCCCCAAUUUGUAAGCAUUAGGAACAGGAGAGAGAGCCUGGAGUCUUUAGGAGGAAGGAUAUCCAGGCUGAGCCAGAGCAAUACCAUGCACACAUCAAGCAGCAUGGGCACAGAGAGGGCCAGCUCCACAGGUAUUUGGGCCUGUGGUCAUUUGACCCUGGAAUUGGUGAGGACCCCUGAAGAAAGUGCUUCAUGGCCCACAGUGCAAGGGAGUGAAGGCCUGGAGGAUUCAUCCAGAUGGGCUCAGCCUCUCUCUGGAAGGAGCAGGUUGCUGCUUGAAGAGCUGAGUCCUGGACAGCUGUUCAAGGCUCUAGAUGUCUCUGCCAGCCACACCAGGUCCUGGGAUGGAAGAACAGCUCAGAGUCUAUGCACAAGAAGACAGGCAGAACAUCGGCACUUCUCCCCAGAUCACCCUUCUCACACCACCACACUCACAUCCACCUCCAAUGGCUCUUCCAUAGCCUCUGAAGGGCAGAUCAGAUCUCAGCUCAUAACCCUCCUGCAGACCAGUCAAGGGCUAUCCCCUGAGCUAGGGAAGCCCAUGGAACAAUGGUCAGCAUUGCAAGGCUCAGCUGUGAACAACCAUUUGUCUAGUAGACCUGUAAGUGCCCAGAUGCCCACAGGUAAAGCCAAAGACAGCUGUGCUCCAACACAGGAUAGGUCUUGGGAGGUGAACUCUCUCUCUACAGUCAGUCGACAAGAUCCCAGAACAGAUACAGAACUGACACAGCAGGAGGUGGUGACUCCCCCACGACAGUCUGGAAAGGACAUUGCUUAUGCGGUGGAUAGUGAUGGCAUAGAAGAAGUUUGGGCUAGCUCUGAGCUAGAGCAUCAGCCAGCAGAGAGGAGAGCUUGCUAUCUGAAUCCUUGUCCUGACUCAGACACCAGAGUCCCUAAGAGUUGUGGCCUGAACUUGGCUCCAGACAGUAGUUCUUCAGUGCCCAACAAAGACAAGCAUGUGGCUGUUCCUGACUACAACAGCAAUACGCUUCAUUGGCCCCUGGGGAACUCAUUGGGGUGCUUAGGCUCCAGCAAUGAUGAAGAGGAGGAGGAAAAAGAGUGUCUGCAAUCUAAUGACAGUACACAUUGGAGGAGCAGCAGCCUUACAAGAGUGAGCUUGAGCCCAAGCAGAGCAGCAGCAUCCAGUUGGAAGCAAUCUAAGAGGGAAAUCUGCCUGGACCACAAGCUCCACCCAGGCUCUGCAUGGGCCAGAGCAGCCUCCACAAUGGAGGUACUCACUGCCAACAAGGUGAUCCUGGAGGAAUCCAUUACCAAACUGCGGCAGGACCUGGAUGCCGAAGAGGAGAGGCUGUUGCAACAGAAGGACCAAGUGAAGGAGGCAAAUUUGUCCCUGAGUGACAUCUUGCUCCAGAAACAGCACACAGUACAAGAGCUAGAGUCACAGCGUGGGGCCCUGGAGAAGAGCCAGAAAGAGGCACAGAAGCUGGAGUCCCAUGUGAAGGAGACUCAGAGCAAAGCAGAUGAAGCCAGGGUGGACCUGAUGCUGCUCAAGCAUAAGCCUGACUCAUGCCUGUGGGAGCUGCCAAAGAGAGAGGAGCUGAGCAUACGAAGAUGGCAUCACUGUGCCACACACGGCAACCAGCUGGGAGUCUUCCAAGAUGAGGUCGCCUCAGUGGUGCCUGAGUGGGAGCAGCUGAAGAUGCAUGUGCAUCACUUGGAGGGCAGCUUGUCCCCCCUGAACCACCAGAAGCUGAAGCAGCAAGGGGACAGAACCAGAACAGAGGAGCUGCAGGAGAAGCAGGAGGCUGGCCUGAGUGAACAGAACCAGUCCCUGAGCAGGCAGAGCCAACCACAGGUAGUGGAGCAGGCGGUGAAGAGCUCUGCUCUAGAGAAGAUCCUGUUCGAGAAGAACCUGGAACUGCAGCAGUUGCAAGAGGCUGUCUCUGCCCUGACUUUGGAGAAGGAGUCACAGAAAUCUGCUCUGGAAAGCCUAAAGGAAGAACAUGAAAGGCAGCUGGAAGAGGUGCACAAAGAAAAGGAGCUGGCACUGGCUCAGCAGAGAGAGGAUCUACAGCACCAGAAGCAGCAGGAGCUCCAAGAGUUUGCAGAGACUCUGGAACAGGUGAAGGAUACAGCCUUACAGGACCAAUCCUCUUCCUUCCAGAAGAAAGUGGAGAACCUCACCAGGAUUAUGGAGGCCCAAGAUGCAAAACUUCGCCAACAGCAAGAAGCCAUGAGGAUGCAGAAGGAACAUACCCAGCAACUACUCAGAGAGUUGAGGGCAGAGGCCAAGGAGAUGGUUCAGAAUGCCCUGCUUCAAGGGCAAAGUAACUGGGAAGCCAAGGAAAAGGAAGCACUCCGGAUGCAAUGUGAAACACUGGAGGAGCAGAGCCACAGAGUGCAAGCUGACCUCCAGAAGGCCCUGGAGAAAGAGAGGAGGAAGGGAUCAGCAUUGCAGACUAGGAUCCUGGAGCUCCAGAAGCAAAUCCAAGACCUGGAACUCCUUACCUGCUCACUCAAGCAAGAGAAGCAGGUGGCCCUAGAAGACUUGCAGACUUUGCUUCAGGAGGAGAAAAUGGAAGCAUUACAGAAACUUCGGGAGGAACUGGAGCAGGAGACAAUACAGGAGCGUGACCAACUGAGAGCAAGGCUGCGGCAACUAGAGGAGAAGCAGUGCCUCUUGCAAGCCAAGCAGAGUGAAGCAUCCUUCUGGGAGCAGGAGGCGCUGUCCAGUGCUGAGUGGGCUGAGCACUCAGUGGCCAGGGAGAUUGGCUUGGUGUGCCAGCACCUCCAGGACUUGCUGCCUGAGAGAGCCAGGGGACAGAGCGCUUCCUGGAUGGCACAUAGGAGCCCAUCUUACCUCUCUCCCGGCCAUGCCCUUCAGAUCCUCGGUGGACUGAGGGAAGAAAUUCAGCACUACCUCAGGGACUUGCAGCAAGAGAUAGAGGCUCAGAAACACACCAUCCUUCAGGUCCAGAUGGAAAAGAAAUGGGAGCUGAGGCAGCAGCAGGAGCAGCUUCAUUUAGAAAAGGAGGAAGCUCUGGAGGCCCUGAAGGAGCAGCUGAUCCAGGAGCACAUCCAGGAAAUUGCCACCCUGCAGCACAGUGAGCUAAAGGAGGCUAUGGGUGAGAAGCAGUUGUGCAAGGACAGUGAGCUGUGGGCUAUCCAGGGAAGCUGGAAGGACCAGGUGGCCUGCAAGCUGACCCAGAGGUUGGAGAAGGAGCUGGAUGUGGAAAUGGAGACGCACUCCUGCAAGGACAGACAUGUGGGCCUUCAGAGGGCUGUGGAGAGGCCGGACUCAGAAGCCAGACACCUUUCCUCAGUAACAGAGAAACACUUGUCCCCAGCUAAAGCCAGGAUGGUGACAGAGGCCUGGCAUGACUCUGGAGCCUUGAAGUUGCUGCACCAUCUCCAGGGCCGUGUGAGAAAGCUGCGGAUAGAGAAUGCCAUCAACCACUGGGGCAGCCUGGAGGACCUGGCCAGCCUGCAGGGAGAGCUGGGCCACACAUUUUGA